AUGUCGCAAAUCAUACGAAUGACGCUAUUCAAGCUUUCGGAUGCUGCUGUCAUCCAAGAGGCAAUCCAGAAAUACUCUACCCUGACUCAGGAUGCCGUCAAGGACGGCAAGCCUUACAUACAGCAAGCAACAGCACAUCGGCUGUACGACGAUCCCAGAAGUCAGGGCUACACGCUCGCAGCCCGCACAGUGUUCAACUCGAAAGCGGAUAUGGACUUCUACGAUAACGAGUGCGCGGCGCAUACUGCCAUCAAAUCGUUCAUCAAACCAAAGGUUGGAGGGCCAUCACUUGUCACGUAUAUGGAUGCGUAG
Molecule: messenger RNA, 312 nt
Organism: Ascochyta rabiei
Lineage: Eukaryota; Fungi; Ascomycota; Dothideomycetes; Pleosporales; Didymellaceae
Exons: 2
Coding region: 1-312 (103 amino acids)
Source: RefSeq, a predicted model, not a curated record